AGGGAUGCUGCUGCCUUGGGUCCAUAUUACCUUGUUAGCAGGUUGCAAGCUAGCUGUCUAAAGGCGGUACAGUGCGGCUUCCCGGGGAUGUCCCACCCUUUUUAAUACAAACUGAGGACUCCGCGGUUUUUAUCGGCUCUACACAAACAGGACUAACCUCCAAACUUUGGCGACAUGACGACGCGGUCGGAGAGAGAAAAAGCCCAGAAACUGAAUGAGCAGCAUCAGGCCAUCCUGUCUAAACUGCUGAGGGAAGAAGACAACAAGUACUGUGCGGACUGUGAGGCGAAAGGUCCUCGAUGGGCGUCAUGGAACCUCGGGGUAUUCAUGUGUAUCCGCUGUGCCGGCAUCCACCGUAACCUGGGUGUCCACAUCUCCAGAGUCAAAUCUGUCAAUCUGGACCAGUGGACACCCGAGCAGAUCCAGAGUAUGGUGGACAUGGGCAACACGAGGGCCAGACAGCUGUAUGAAGCCCACCUACCAGAGAGCUUCAGACGGCCACAGACAGACCAAGCAGUGGAGGUCUUCAUUCGGGACAAGUACGAGAGGAAAAAGUACUACAACAAGGAGGCCCUGGCAGCAGCCCCAGCGGAGUGUAAAGCCAGUCCCAAGGAAAGCACAGAGCCGGCUGUGGACCUGCUGGGCCUGGAUGCUCCAGAGGGAGGUGGGAGGGGCUUGGGUGGUGCUGCACCAAUCAGCGAUGAACUGGACAUCUUUGGACCAAUGGUCUCCAACCCUCUCCCCUCUUCCAACAACACACAGCAGUCUGGUUCCAGUACAGCACCUCCACAGGCGGACCCCUCCACCUCCUCCUCUGCCUCCUCCUCUACCUCCACCACUACCACCACGAAGGCGGAGGAGAAGAAGCUUUUAUCUAAAGACUCCAUCCUGUCUCUGUACGCCAGCAGCUCAGUGGCCAGUCAGCCACAGAGCCAGCAGCAGCCUGUUCCAGGACAAGCAGGAAUGUACAUGGGCCAGCCUCAGAUGCCGUUCACUCCGCAGGGUUUUGCUCCAGGGAUGGGCGGACCUGUCCCACCAACCACCAUGAUGGGCGGAGGGGCCAUGAUGCCUGGGAUGGCGCUGCCUAACGGCAGCUACAUGGGCAUGCAGCAGCAGGGUGUGAUGCCAGCCAACCAAGGACAGAACAUGUAUAGCAUGCAGCAAGGACAGCAGCAAGGACAGUGGAAUAUGAGCCAGAUGACCCAGCAGAUGUCAGGCAUGGCUGUGAGUGGUGGAGGGCCGGCGCCAGCCACUUUCACCCAGUCAGGGGCCCCUGCGGCUGGCUGGCCUGCGGCUCCACCAGCAGCUUCCGGCCAGACCCUCAGCACUCAGCUGUGGAAGUGACAAGAAUUGGGUCCAGAGGAAAGGUAGGGGGGGACGGAGGGCAGUCAUAUGGCAAGGAAAUAGCCAUAACAGCUCCUGACCCACCCAUCUCCUCACAGAAUGAAGAACACACAGUGGGGGUAGUUUGACUGCCUCCCCUCAAACCCUACACACCUUCACCAUGGUUCCUUUAAAAGCCAAGAUGACAUCACACUGGAUGGAGUGGGAAAAAAAAGAAAGACUGGCAGCUGUUGUUCCCCAUCGUUAUUCAGCUUACCUCUUCCUUUUUGAUUUCCUUUUGUUGUUGUUGUCUGAAGAAAGAGACAGAAAUCGACAGAAAAGAGAGCUGCUGGACCAAUAACUCCAAGUGUCUAUUAUAGUAAUAUUAUAUCAUUACCAAAAUGGAUAGUUAGUGAAUAGUCUUUCAAUACCUACAGUAGAUAUGGCUAUCUUGUGGUUGCUACCAUGUCCUCACCCCUCUCUCUGCUGUGUAUAUUGUAACCCUCCCCCUCCCUCUCCCCCUCCCCCUUUCUGUGGGGCGAGCAGAGUCCCGUAGCAGAUAGUCGUCUGAACAGUACUGUAUUUAUGUGAUUAUGAUGUGAACCUCCCACUUUUUCAGAGCCAUAGGAGAGAGGUUGAUGCUUCCACUCUCAGUGACUUUGUUUGGUUUGAGUUCUCUUCAUCACUCCAUGGGGGGGGGAGGGGGGGGGGGGUCUGGAGAUGAGGUUCUCCAGUUUAAAGCAUCCUGUGGAGUUUAGCAUUGCUAAAUGGGGUUUGACUGACAUGGGUUUAAUGCUGCUUAUACAGUAGAUGUUAUUUUGCACUGAUUCACUGAAUCAUUGUCACGUAAUCUGACCAUUUUCCCACAAAGACUUCGAAAACAUAACAGUGUCUCAUUACAUCCAUUUGAGGUUACGUUUUCCCCCCAUAGCAGACAGUGUACCACGGAGCAGCUCUAUAGGAAAGAUCACAUACACCAGUGGUUCCCAACCUUUAGCUUGGGUCAGAAUAUACACCUGAGGGUAGGCAAGAUCAUUAAAAUUGGAAAUAUGAUUAAAAGAAAAAGGCCUUGUAGGAAAACUAUUCAAGUUAAACAUUGGCUGAUGGAAAGAUGACUCUUCGAACUUCUCCCGACUCAUAGACAUAUUCAAACUGUGACAGGGGGUCACAACAUAGGCCAGGUGAUACAGCCCAGAAGUUCCCUACUUGCACUCAGGUGAGAACAGUCACACUGCAGCUAUUCAGCUACUUACACCAAUCCCUAUGACACGUUAUUGUGGUUCCCACUGCGUGCUGUGAUUGGCUAGUACUAAUCAAGUUGAUGCAUCAUGGUUGGAAGGGUUUAGCAUUAGGGCAAAGAAGUCAUGUUUAGGACUCGUGCCAGCCACUCUCGGAUAUUCUCUGAGAUUGGUGUAUUGGUGAAGUGGUGAAUUUACACGAGAAAAACGUACAAAUAUAGUGCCAGAAAGUCAGGUGGCGUUGUAUAAAGAGUGACACAGUUUAUAGAGAGAGUAAGGUGUGGUGGAUAAAUGGGUCAAGCACAGGACUUUCACCCAUGAGACUCUGAUUCCAAUGUUCCCUUUUUAUUUUUAGACUUUUAGACUUAAUAUUUUUACUUUUUAUGAUGUAUAAAGCAGCAGAAUGCACACUGUGUAUGGCUGAAUACACCUGUUCAAGUUAAUGUCAUACUUAAAUGUUGCCAGGACACCCAGGAAUAUAUACACCUGGGUAUAAACGGCCACAUUGGCUAUGUACACCUCAGGUAGCAUCGUUAGCCUGGCUGUAUCCAAAAAAUAAAAAAAAUAAAAAAUUUAAAAAAAAGCCUGUGAGAGGAGUGUAAAGCACAAGUUUUAUCAAAAUACAAUAUUAUUUGGACAACAAUACAGUUUUUGCUGAUAUCACAGAGUCUGUCACCAUACGAGUUAAUUCAAUAUGAAACUAACAGGAACAGUAAAUAUCCUCAUUGCCUUUUUCUUGGCUGCUUACCAUUGUGCACCUGCCGCCAGGCACCUAGCAUUGUUUGAACGUUUAGGAAAGAGGUGUACUUGGACAGAAAUGGUGACACACGCAUGCCAUGGGAAUUUCAAAAUAAAGGCAUAUCUUAAAGAUAAUAUGUAUUGUUCUUUUCGCUUUCCAUCGAUAAUAUUGGAUUAUUGAUCAUUACGGUGAUAUACAAUCCAGACUCAAAGCCCAAAAAGGUUGGGAACCACUGAUAUAUGUACACCACACUGGCUGUGCAAACAUAAUCUGAUCAGUUAUCCAGUAUCAGACUUUUAUUGGCUUAUUAAUAUCUCUGUCCAGUUCUGUGUCUCACACUGCGAGCUGGUUAAAACAACCCAAAGGAUUCCCUCUAAGCCCCAGUGAUUUCUGAGCACCCCUGGGUCCCCUGGGUGUCUUUGGUAGCCACACUGUGGUGUUUUGAUGUGUUUUAAAACCUAACGAGCUGGGUUCAGUGGAACCUGGGCUCCGACCCAGUUAAGACAUACCUUGUUGUUGAAAUGAGCCGUUUCUCCUGCGCUCCCCUAGGCAAAAUAAAGCGCCACUGGAAUCACAGCGGGUUGUCUUUACUGCACUUUAAAUAGCAGAGCAGGUACCGUACUGUAUCUCCCGCUGUGGUGUGGUUUAGUCUCUCAGAUCGUUGUCGGGGAACAGCAGAGAUAAGUGAACUGUCAGCUCACUUCCAACAGCAAGAUGGGAUUUCCACAAUCUUUUUCUUUCUAAAAACUGGCACGUAAAAUGUUGCUCCCUUCAUAUAUGACGCUAUAACGGUAUGUUCUGCCAUCCGCCAUCUUUAUUGUGGUGUUUUGUUGUGUGCAGUACAAGAGAAGCACAGUUAGUCUGAAGCAAAUAAACCUGGAUGACCAAUCAGAAGGCUAGACUGGCAGGACGGUGGGGGAGGAACAGGACUGGACAGUGCUAGCAAAAGAGGACCUGUAUGAAAACACUGGAUGGGUCCCAUCACCACUGUCCAGUCCUUGUUUUCAAGAAUAAGAAAAGAGGAGCAAGAGCUGAAAUGAACAAACAGAUGCACACACGUAUGCACACAGAGUUAAGACCACACUGCCGAAUGCCGACGCAGAGAUUCAUGUCCGUAUACACAGGGUACCUCUGCCAUGCAAUAACUGUAAGACUCUCUUACACACAUGUGGCGAGUGUGAACGACACAUUAACAAUAAAUCUAAUGUCCUCCAGGUUUAUUUCCAAUGUGUUUACAUUUUCUGGUGCCUAGUACAGAGAAAAGUGGUUUCCGUGCAUUAAAAAAAAAAAUAUCCAGGAACUUUUUCUGUGUUCAUCUUUGUCUAAUGACUCUUUUAACUGUUAAAGUACUGUUUUAUCAUUUGGGAGUUUUAUGUUUGCUCCUUUUUUCUGUUCCACAAGAGGGUCAUUUGAAAUAAAAGCUGUUGAGUCCUGGA
Messenger RNA from Epinephelus lanceolatus (giant grouper), 4736 nucleotides. Its product is annotated as stromal membrane-associated protein 1. Gene Ontology annotation, biological process: regulation of clathrin-dependent endocytosis. Gene Ontology annotation, cellular component: cytoplasm. Lineage: Eukaryota; Metazoa; Chordata; Actinopteri; Perciformes; Serranidae. Gene Ontology annotation, molecular function: metal ion binding; GTPase activator activity. The record is from RefSeq and is a predicted model, not a curated record.